GAGGCAGACUGAUUCUUGAGUAGGGACAUGUAGAGAUGCUGUUCUGAACUAUGGAGGGAAAGAAGUGGUCUUGGAGGACAGGAUAUUUAUUGUACAAGAAAUCCUGGGAUUUACAGUUCCUGAGAGCAAGUCUCCAAGGAUCUCUGGGCCCGCCGAUUUUGUGUCUGGGUCUUCCUCCACCCAGGUUAAUGAUUCUGAGAUUUAAAGGAACUUUAUCAGCAGCGUGUCUGGCCUCUGGAGAGAAAUUCUGGGAGGUGGCAAGCCCCACCCAGUCUUCCCCGAGGGAGAAGGAGGUAUCUGCUCUGAUCUGCCCCUCCCUUUAGCCACCUCACCUUCCCUCCCAUUCUCUUGACCCUUAAUUCCUCCCCAUGACCUUGGGUUGCCCCUUGGCCCUUUGCUGCCUCAGUUCCCCAAAUUGGCAGGGAGAGAGAAAGAGAAAGGUGGGGGGGAGAGGAACCUCUUUUUUUUUUUUUUUUUUUUUUUUAUCACGGAACAGUAGUCAUUGGGAGGUGGCGUUUUAUUGCAUAUCAGGAUGGGGAAGGAAUAUAGGAGAGGUCACGUAGGUCUCAGUAGGUGGGUAGUGUUUUUGUGCAUCUGUCUGUGCUUGGGUUUGAGGGUCUCCAUGAUCCACGGGGCAGUGCCCACCUAUGUGAGCCUGUGCUUUGGUGCGCGCCUGUGUUUUUGUAUGUGGGUCUGUCUCGUCUAUGUGGAUCUUUGUGUCUGUAAGGCUGUCCUCUGUGUCUCUGUGUGCUCAAUCCACAAGUGGUUUCUGGGCCUUUACCACAGACCCCCCCCAAAGGCCCUGAGACUUUGUGAUUUUGUUUUGGAUUUUGGGGGAAAAGUGGUUGUGAGUUCUCCCCCCACCUCCCAGGUCAGCUCCCCAGCUACUCAGGGCCAUUAGACAAAUUGUUAUUUGCAUUAACAAGUGUGUCAGGGACCGGCCAGGAACAGCCCCAGCAAUUGUCCCUGACUGGCACUCGCCUUUAUGGUGGGGCUCCGGGAACCUGCAUUUUUAGGAGCCGGAGUCCCUAGGGGAGGCCCAGCAAAGCUCUAAACACCAGUAAAUAAUGCCUCCCCCUCGCCUAUCACCGGGGCAGGGGUUAGGUGGGGGAGGGGGCGGGGUCAGAGGUGGAGUCAGGAGUGGCGAAGCCCCCCCCACCCGACAGACCUCUACCCCCACCCCAGCCAAAGGAUACCCAAGUUCAUUCUCAGCCCCCCCCUCUAUUGUUUUAAAGGGCCAAUAGCUGGGAUGCUAUUAACAUAAUGAUUGAAAGCUCUGGGCCCUGGGUGGGAGGGGAGGGGUGAGACUUGUCCCCCAGCACUAGUCCAGGACAGUCUACUCUUCAAAGUCUGAGGGGGCCUCACCCCCCCUGUGUACUCUGAGGUCCAAGUGCCUACACGGUCAGUCCGGUCCCCCAGUCGCUGCGGCUCCACAUCCAUCUUCAGGACCAAGAAGCCGAGGCCGAGGGGGAGGUCUGGGUCCCGUCCACAGCUGCGGCCCGCCGAGUCAAGCUGGGCAUGUUUAACCACGAGGGGCUCCCUCCGGGCAACUUCGGCCUGGGCCAGGGCCCGAUGCCCGACGGGUCCUCACACUACGGCAAAGGCGGCUACGUCGGGGGCAGCGCCCCGAGACCGUCCCAGCCCCAGCCGCCGUCCCAGACCUUCUUUCCCUUCCCUUCGGCAGUGAAGAGCGAGUACAGCUUGGAGGGACCCUCGGCUCCCGACUCCAGCCAGACCAAGGGGUGGUACGCCUUCACCGCGCCUCCACCCCCGGCCGAGGCCGGCCAGGCCGCGGCCCCCCACAACUUGCACCUCAUGCCUCCCAAAGAGGAAGACUCUUCCUGCGCUUCCCCUUCCUCCUCGUCCUCCGGAGCUCCUGAGCGGGACCUCAGGGAGACCGUCGUCCCUGAAGCUAAGUACUGCGCCCGUCCGGGCCCAGCCUACUACGCCCCUGCUUGGACGGGGCCCUUCUGGCCGGGCUUGGGGAGCAGCAGCUCGGUUCCCAGCGGGGCCCUUCCGGGGCCCCCUCUCCCUCCCCAUCCUCUGCAGGCUCUGGGGAGCUUCUCCGGCCCCAGGCCCCUUUACCCAGCCCCCCUCCAGCAGCCCCAGGCCGGGCUGGGCAACAGCAGUGCUAACACCAGCGGCAGCAGCAACAAUGUCAGCAGCAGCAAUGUCAGUAGCAGCGUCAGCAGCACCAGCGGCUCCAGCGGGGCCGCCAGUGAGGAGGGCAUCCCGUCCAGCGACAGCGGGGAGGAGGACACCCCAACCUCUGAGGAGCUGGAGCUGUUUGCCAAAGAACUGAAACACAAGCGCAUCUCUCUGGGCUUCACUCAGGCUGACGUGGGCAUGGCCUUGGGCACGUUGUAUGGAAAGAUGUUCAGUCAGACUACCAUCUGCCGGUUCGAAGCCCUGCAGCUGAGUUUUAAGAAUAUGUGCAAGUUGAAACCGCUCCUUCAGAGGUGGCUGCAGGCUGUGGAGAACACGGACAACCCCCAGGAGGCUCUAGCUGUGCCCUGUCCCCCCCAGAUGUGCAGUAUGGAACAAGUGCUAGCCCAGGCUCGAAAGCGUAAACGUCGCACGAGUAUUGAGACCAGUGUGAAGGGGACCCUAGAGGGCUUCUUCAGGCGGUGUGGGAAGCCCACUCCACAGCAAAUCUGUGACUUGGCAGAAGAGCUGCACCUGGACAAAGAUGUGGUCCGAGUCUGGUUCUGCAACCGCAGGCAGAAGGGCAAGCGGCUCCUUCUGCCCUACGGGGAGGACGCCGAAGCCCUGCCCUACGAGCUGGCCCCGGGCACCGCCCUCGUGCUGCCGACCGCCGCCGUGCCCCAGAACUAUGCAGCGCCGCCGCCGCCCGUGGCCCCCGCCCUCUACAUGCCCGCCUUCCCCAAGGGGGAGCCCUGCCUCCCCGGCAUGCCCAUGCCCAACGGCGGCCUCUGAGCCGGCGCCGCGGCGUAGGAACUCACGGGGCGCCAGGCGCCCCGCCCCCCGUGCCCGGCCGGCCCCGCCCCGCUGCCCCAUCCACACCGGCCCCGGGCCCUCCCUGUGCCCCCCGCCCGCCUCUAGGUCUCUGGGCGUCUGAAACUAUUCAGGUCUUUUUUCUCCCCCUUCUUUCACCUCAUGCCCCCGAACUGUUUGGGGGCUAGUUCGGAAAUAAAAAGUUGGGUGGUAACUGA
Molecule: messenger RNA, 3173 nt
Organism: Sarcophilus harrisii (Tasmanian devil)
Lineage: Eukaryota; Metazoa; Chordata; Mammalia; Dasyuromorphia; Dasyuridae
Product: POU domain, class 5, transcription factor 3
Exons: 5
Coding region: 1519-2937 (472 amino acids)
Biological process (GO): regulation of transcription by RNA polymerase II
Molecular function (GO): RNA polymerase II cis-regulatory region sequence-specific DNA binding; DNA-binding transcription factor activity, RNA polymerase II-specific
Source: RefSeq, a predicted model, not a curated record